AUGACUACGGGAUGCUGCUGACGGCCGAGAUGCUGCUGGAGGAGUGCCUGCAGGAAAACCUCGACCUUUUACGGAGCUCCACCCCUUUGAUGGACAAGGCCCAGCCCAGACUGGGCCGUGCCAAAAGCCACCUUAACACCGUCCUCAGCCGAGGCCGUCUCACGCCCAGGUAUCUGAACGAGGCUCUUCUGCUGAUGGCUAAAGUGCACUUUGUGCAGGGUCGCUACCGCGACGCCCAGGGCAUGUGUGCCAGGGUGGGACUGGAGGAGCUGACCCAGAACGAGCAGCCGACCUACCACCUCCGCCUGCUGGCCGAGGCUUUUGUGAUCAAAGGUCUGUCUCUGGACCACCAGACAGUUUCUGCAUCGUCCCGUGUCCGCCUGUCAGAGAGGGAGGAGGAGUGUCUGUCCUGUUACCUCAGGGCUUGUGACGCGGCCCUGUCCUACCUGCAGGAGCUCGAUAAGAUUUCAGUGACAACACCCCACACCAAAACAGCCAAAGCCAGUCUGGCUCCAUCACCAGUGGAUAUCGACCUGGGCUACUUCCUACAGGCUUCCUUACAAAGUGCUUACCUUUGUCUGCUGCAGAGGGGCCAUCUAGCACAGGGUGCUCAUCAGCUGCGUAGGAUCCUCAGGGUGGUGGAGUCACGAGGGUCUCAGAACUUCAAGAAGUCUGCAGCGAGAAAGCUAGCUGAGGUGCUGCUGAGCUCCGUCAGUGAGGACAGCUACUGGCCCCCGCUGGGCCCCCCACCCUCAGCCUGGCUUCUCAGGGAGGGAGCCGCGGCCUCCAAAGACGCCAUCUACCCCACUGUUAAACCCCCCCAACGUUACAGCACCGACGGUUGCUUCUGUCCUCAGGACGUGGUGGAGGAAGCUGUGCUGCUGCUGCUCAUCACAGAGUCCAUGGGCGAGGCGGUGAUCAGCCGUCUGCCAGACCAGCGGAAGCUCGUCAGGCCAGCGCAGGAUGCCACUGUUUAUGACCUGCUCACCAUUGAUGGCAGGAGAGGGCAGUACGGCAUGCUAUCUGAGUGUCUGGAGCGAGCCAUGAAGUUUUCUUUCAACGAGUUCCACCUCUGGCACCAGCUGGGCCUGUCACUCAUGGCGGCUGGGAAGGGCGUUGGUGCUGUGUCUGUAUUUAAAGAGUGUGCCAGGAUGACAGAGGACCCUUCAUUGCCCCUUUUGGCUGCUAAAAUCUGCAUUGGUCAACUCACUGGGUGUGAAGAUAGCCGGGCUCUGUCGCGGACUGUGUUGUCCAUGGGCGAAGAAGCCGAAGAAUUUCUACCUCGGGCCUACCUGUCCCUGGGACUCUGCUGCAGUUUACAGGCCUCUGAUGCCACUCUGAAAGGUGAUCGAGAUGAAUUAAACAAAAAAGCACUACAAGCUUUGAGCAAGGCUCAUUCAUUAGACCCCCAGGAUGCUCAGAUUGCAAUGUACCUGGCUCUGCAGCUGGCACUUGUGCGCCAGGUAUCAGCAGCCCUUGAGCCCCUGCAGGCAGCUUUAUCUCUCCGUGGGGAUGACUUACACUCCCUCCACCUGCUGACUCUGCUGCUGAGUGCCCAGAAACACCACCGUCAUGCCCUGGACACCCUUAGCCUGGCUCUCAGCCAGCACCCCAGCAACUUCAAGUAAAAACCCACUACACCGUCCCACUCACACAGGCAACAAUACAUGCUGGUGGAAGAGUUGAUUAGGGUAGGAGAGAUGUAAAUAGACUUUGCAG
Molecule: messenger RNA, 1719 nt
Organism: Etheostoma spectabile (orangethroat darter)
Lineage: Eukaryota; Metazoa; Chordata; Actinopteri; Perciformes; Percidae
Product: tetratricopeptide repeat protein 7A-like
Biological process (GO): phosphatidylinositol phosphate biosynthetic process; protein localization to plasma membrane
Cellular component (GO): plasma membrane
Molecular function (GO): protein binding
Source: RefSeq, a predicted model, not a curated record